AUGAUCUGGAGACCAGAAGAUUAUGGUAAUAUUACAAAGUUAUCGGUGCCGACUACAGAAGUUUGGAUUCCAGAUAUUGCUUUGUAUAACAGAAUGACAAUCUGUCCUGAAUGGUAUGGUGUUGGUGAAGCUGUUAUUAACUGUGGAUUUUGUGGUGCAUAUGUUUGUGAAGAAUGUUAUAUGCGUCAUUUAGCUAUGUGUGGUCCAGACGAUGAAAAACAGAAAGUAGAUGAAACAACAAAAGCUAGUUAA
Rotaria sp. Silwood2 is the source of this 252-nucleotide messenger RNA. The record is from the annotation of a GenBank genome assembly. NCBI's taxonomy places the organism in Eukaryota, Metazoa, Rotifera, Eurotatoria, Philodinida, Philodinidae.